This is a messenger RNA of Saccharomyces eubayanus, 423 nucleotides long. It is a transcript of the gene BOL1, whose product is annotated as Bol1p. Lineage: Eukaryota; Fungi; Ascomycota; Saccharomycetes; Saccharomycetales; Saccharomycetaceae. The coding region runs from base 1 to 423 and encodes 140 amino acids. The transcript has a single exon. The record is from RefSeq and is a predicted model, not a curated record.
AUGGUUUGUAGUGGCCAAAUGAAAGAAACUUGUCAAGUCUCGGAAAUGACAAAUCAAAAAGAGAACAGAAGCAAGGCAGAACAAAGAGCGAUGUUCAGGCAAGCAAUGAGCACCGAGGGUCCCAUGGCGCAGGCCAUCUUAAAACAACUGGAACGUAGUUUCCCAGACUACAGGUCCUUUGCGUUUGGACUGUACAACGACUCGUACAAGCACAAGGGCCAUGCUGGCAUGCAGGGCCUUACCUCUGCAGAGACACACUUCCGGAUCGAGAUGGUCAGCAAGAGAUUCGAGGGUGUGAAACUACCACAGCGCCACCGUAUGGUGUACUCCCUUUUGCAAGACGAGCUGGCCCAGACGAAUGGCAUCCAUGCGUUGCAGCUGUCAUUGAAGACUCCCGAGGAGUACAAGUCCAGGGCCAAGUAG